Molecule: messenger RNA, 1356 nt
Organism: Bombyx mandarina (wild silkworm)
Lineage: Eukaryota; Metazoa; Arthropoda; Insecta; Lepidoptera; Bombycidae
Product: gastrula zinc finger protein XlCGF46.1-like
Source: RefSeq, a predicted model, not a curated record
AAUGCGCUACAAUGUUUGUUUCUGAGCACGCGUUGCGCGUCCGUCAACGCCGAGUUAAAUGCUUCAGAACUACGUAAAAGCCGCGCAAUGGAAAAGUUCUGAAGCCGCGAUUUAUCCCUUCAGAAUGCGAGCGAAGUGGUUGAUGUGCAUCUACUGCUGCGAUGAGUUCGAAGACCCGGCUUUAUUCCGCAAGCACGUAGACGAGGCUCAUGAGAAUUUCACAGUAUCGACAGCGUUCACGCACCUCGGCCGAGGCAAAAAUUACCUGAAGGUUGACUGCUCAAAUAUGAAAUGCAGAAGAUGCUCCGAACCUGCCGAUACUCAUGAGGAAAUGACCUCGCACAUCAUCGACUACCACCGUAACAAAUCCACUUACCAAAUGAACUUGGAAUACCAGAUAGGGCUUCACCCUUACAGGUUGGAGAAGGACCGGUGGAUGUAUUUUCUUUGUCGCGAAAAACUACCUUCUCUGAUCAAAUUAUGUCGGCAUACCACUUCCCAUUACUUGGAUUACACGUGCGACACGUGCGGCAGGCGGUAUCUGACGGUUGACGCUCUUAAAUACCACAUUAAAUGCAGUCAUACCGGACGCUACUACAUAUGCAGGAAAUGCUGGAAGGGUUUUCCGUCGCCCCAAACGAAAAGGGAACACGUGAAAUCAACAAAAACGUGCUGGCCCUUCUCUUGUGUUUACUGCGGCGAUAGGUUCCUGUCGUGGGAACAAAAACAAAGGCACUUAGUCGAGAGUCACGGACGUCCUGAAACUUCGUACACGUGUCCAGAAUGCACAUUAGUGUUUCAGUCACGCAAACUAUUCUACAACCAUUACAAGGUGUCACAUACUGAUGAUAGUUUCAUGUGUACCUGCUGCGGACUCAGGUUCGAGUCUAAGAACCGCCUGGAAGACCACGGAUUAGGUCACACGGGCGAGAAAACAUUCAAAUGUCACGUCUGCGAAAAGUCCUUUCUGCGUAAGAAGAGUCUAACUCAGCAUUUGUGGAUACACAGCGACAAUAAACGUUUCGUUUGCGUUCUAUGCGAGAAACAAUUCGCUCAGAAAGUUAGCUUAAAAUGUCACAUGAGGUCCCAUCAUCUUGACGUCAAUUUGGAAAUGUAACGCUCAAUCGAAUAUGUGGAUUAGAAGUCCUAGUUGUAAAAUUAAAAAAAUAUAAAUAUGCAUGGUCUUUUGAGUGUUUCAUUAGCCUUGUCGUGUAUCAGGUCAGCGUUAGUCGCCGAUUAUAAGGCGUUUGGAAUCAAACUGACUAUUUUCUUUGUUUGUUUUUAGGGUCCACACUGCGAUUACGCGGACGCAAUGAAAAUGACCAUGAACCAAAAAAGAAAAUUGUCCUUGUUUAC